Molecule: messenger RNA, 732 nt
Organism: Aspergillus tubingensis
Lineage: Eukaryota; Fungi; Ascomycota; Eurotiomycetes; Eurotiales; Aspergillaceae
Product: GNAT family N-acetyltransferase
Exons: 2
Coding region: 1-732 (243 amino acids)
Molecular function (GO): acyltransferase activity, transferring groups other than amino-acyl groups
Source: RefSeq, a predicted model, not a curated record
AUGACCCCCCCUCUCACCCUACAUCGCGUGACCACCCUACAAGACCUAGAACCACUAUACCACAUCGGAGCAGACGCUUUCCGCGAUGAUCCAGGCAUAAACUGGUUCUAUCCUGGUGGUCGCGAACAUCCCGAAGAUUUCAUCGUGGCAUGGAAAUAUCUUCUACUGCAGGAGUUCUUCGACAAGGGGAAGUAUAUCCUUGCUGCCUCGAUCCCGGAUCCAGAUCAAGAUGAUACUAGUAUUCGCGUUGAGAGACGGCCGGGGAAAGUAGUAGGGUUUGCUGUUUGGGAACGGAGGGGGGUAUCUGAGGCUGCGAAGAGUUGGCAGGGGGGUGGGGUUUUAAAAGGUCUCAAAAGACUUUUGCUCAAUCUGCAGAUCCUUUACACAUUCUAUUUCGAUACACCACGCCGAUCAUUAUCCUGGCCCAGACUGAGGCAUUUCGGACAUGAGCUCGAGGCAGCUAAGGCUAGUCAACCGAGCGAGUCGUGGUAUCUCAGCAAUCUGGCCGUUAGCUCAACGGCUCAAGGGCAAGGGGUGGGAAAGAAACUGCUGCAAUGGGGAAUUGAUCGAUCCGAGGAAGAGGGUAUCCCGGCUACUUUGGUGUCCACUGAUGCUGGGCUUCAUUUGUAUACGAGUAGGGGGUUUAGGAAUUCGGGCUGGUUAUUCUUUGAUGAUGGGCGGCAGAAGCAGACGGUUAUGAGGAGGAAUGUUAAGUAUGUGGGGUUGGAUUAG